Messenger RNA from Ruditapes philippinarum (Manila clam), 1491 nucleotides. RefSeq lists its product as uncharacterized. The transcript has a single exon. The record is from RefSeq and is a predicted model, not a curated record. Gene Ontology annotation, molecular function: glycosyltransferase activity. The coding region runs from base 1 to 1491 and encodes 496 amino acids. NCBI's taxonomy places the organism in Eukaryota, Metazoa, Mollusca, Bivalvia, Venerida, Veneridae.
AUGGCGUUAUGCUUUUUCCAAGCAAUUGCCGUGAUAUUUGGAAUUCUUUUUAUCCUUGUUUAUGUUCCGGAGCUUGUCCUUGAAGACGAUAUUCAUCCAAUAAGAACCGAGGAAGAGAUAGAGUAUAGAGAACUUGAAGAAGAAAAAAAGAAUGAAGACCUUUUAAAAAAGCGUCGAGCAAUGUCAAAAGGUGUAGAUGUUGAACUCUCAGAAGGUCACAGAUGCGUGUUGUUUAGAUUUGAUCUUCUACCGGAGAAGAAGCAGGAUCUUAAAUUAGAUAUGAUAAAUGAUAAAGAGGAGUUUGCCUAUUUUUCAAAAGAAGGGGAUUAUAAACCAGAUGAUGUACCGAACUGGUUUCAUUAUGCCACAGACUAUUGUAACGGAUGUUUCGUAACCUACGGAUUAGAAAAACAUCUAGUUUCUUUAGAGGAAGUGACCAUCUAUCCUAGAUUUGGACAUGGGAAGGUUGGAGGGGAGCAGUUAGAGGAUGUGCUAUUGCAAUCUGAAGAAGAAGAAGAUUUUAGAUUAGAUAAAGGAUUUUUCGUGUUAAACAGAAACGAACUUGACAUUUCGUCUAUACAAAUUGGCAAAGCUUUGCAGAAAUACAUGAAUGGAUUGCUCGUGAUAAAGGAAACUGACACAAAUGUUUUAGACUCUCAUAAAAAUCAAGAUACGGUUGCUGUGUUAACAGUAAGGCGUGAAUAUGCAAAUUUUUACCAUACCACUAUGGAUUGGUAUGACGUAUUUUUGAUCAUGGUAUUAUUCAAGAUUGAUCCAUACCAUCUGGAGGUUAUAUGGCUAGAUUCUCACCCAAAAUCGAAUUUUGACCAAGCCUGGGAAAUUUUGUACGGAGUGCCAAUUAGGGCUGGUAGUUUAAGCAGCCCGGUUAGAUAUAAACACAUGAUUUGGAACGGAUUCGGACACAAAAGUCACAUAAAUCAACACAGGGUCGAGUACUUGCCUUUUGCAAACGAAUACCGCCAUUUUGUCUUGAACCGAUUUGAAAUAGACGACGAUCACGUGCUUAAUUGCAAUGAGUUACGCAUAACCAUUAUUUGGAGACGUCAUUAUAUGGCGCAUCCCAGGAAUCCGUCCGGAUAUACAGCCAGGCGAAUUGCAAAUGAAGAGGAAGUGUGGAGAUCAGUUAAAGAAGCCGAUACAGACGCAGUUGUGAACGGGGUACAGCUUGAUCGUCUUAGCAUGAUUGAACAAUUAGAGCUCGUGUCUGAUACUGACAUUCUGAUCGGCAUGCAUGGGGCGGGGCUAUCACAUAUACUUUACCUCCCUCAGACAUCGGGGGUUAUAGAGCUGUAUCCAAAUUACAUGUCUGUUUCAAACGCGCAUUUUCGCGCCAUGUCAAAGUGGCGUCGAUUACGUCAUAUGGUUUGGUCGAAUCAAGAUAAAAGUCUUGAAUCAAAGGAUCAUAAGACACAUAUACCAAAUUUUGUCAUAAAAGAUCUUGUGAAAGCAAUGAAAAAGAGUAUUUGUUAG